AUGGAAACCAAAUCUGAAUACGGUUUAUCAAAGGAAGGCCAAAGCUCUUUGGGUAAGGUGGUGAUUGAGAUAAAGAAUGUUCUAUUUUCAGUAACCAGAUAGAUGCUUAUUGAUGAUGAUCCAUCCUUGUUGUUUACGAUCGCAUCAUUACUCAUCCAGCUAUUUUAAAUGACUUACAUUUGCUUCAAUCGAAAUCUUUAUUCGGCUUGGAAGCAUGAUGAAAUAGCAGAAUAUGUAUAAUCGAUAACUGGCUAUGUUCUAUUAUCUCCUCAAUAUGAUCACAUGUCAUAUUCAGCAAUGGUGAUAUUAACUUACCUGUUUGUAGGCAUAAUUGCUUUAGAAAUUUUACUCUAUUUGGUAUUGAGCAACAGAACUGAGAAACUCAGCAAGACUCUGCCCAUGACAAUGUUAAAAUCAAUUAUCAAUUUGAUGCUUUCAAUUUUAUAUAUGCCAAUUGUAGAUUUAUUUAUUUCAGUGUGGACAUGCAGAGAUUCUUACCACUUUUCAUUUACGAAUUAUGAAUGCUGGGCAGGCAGUCAUACUGUCCAUUCAAUUGUCGCAAUUAUAUUUUUGAUCAUAUUCUACACCUUGAGUGCAGUUCACUCAUUUCUCUAUUAUGAAGCACGCUUUAUUUAUACCAAUUCUAUUUCUAAGCAGAGUGGGUUUGAUGAUUUUAUUUUGAAAACUUACAUUCUGAUCUAAGUACUAAAUUAUUCAUUUAUUGAAUCAUAAUAUGUCUAGGUUAUUUUGAUAGCCUUCGGAAAUAUAACUCUCUAUAUCUAUAAUUACCACCAAAAUACUCACAACAAUCUAAUAGUCUAUAAAAUAUAGUAAAUGAUUAUUGCAAUCAAUAAUUGGACUUGCAUAAUGUUGGCUUUCAGUAAGAUCCUAGAGGAUGUCAUAUUUAGAGGUACCAUCUAUGCAUGGCUAUUGGGAAUUCCUUUAUUGAUUAUUAUUGUGAUACAAAACCCUGAGGAAAGAAUAGAUUUGUUGUUAUUGGAUAAUUUCAAAGGAACAAUAAAUCAAAUAUUGUUAUAGUAACAUCAUUUACUAAGAUUGCACAAUUGGAAUACUCAAUUAUUCAAUAUCAUUUUGGAUGGAUAUUUGAAGACUCACAAUUAAACAUGUGUUAGACCUGACUGUGGCAAGGAAUUAAUUAAGAUCAUUUAGUAAAAUUAUUUGGAUGCCAGUAAGAGAUUCCCAUAUGAUUAUUAAUUGAAGAUUAGAUAUGGAUUCUUCUUGCUCCAUAUUGGUUAAAGGUAAUAUGCCUUGUAGGAAUUCAAUCAAGCGUAGAAUUUGAAUCCAACUAUGGAUUAUGAGUUUGUGCUUUUUAGAUACAAGAAGAUUAUUGAAGAUGAAAUGAACGAUUAAAAUGUUGAAUAAGUAGAUACUCAUAAUGAUACAAUGUACUUAAAUAUCAUCAAGAACUUUUAGAGCAAGAUUGAAAGAGUAACCUUGAUAAACAUGGAUUUCUGGUCUUAAUUGUAAGAAGAUUACCCAGAUUUAGGGAAAUUGAAUUAGAUAGGUUUGAAUAUUCAUAAUCUAAUGAAUGAAAUUGAAAUGACCUGGAAUAGAUUAUAAAAGACAAAAUAGAAUACUUAGAAGAGUUUAAAAAUGUAUAGUAAAUUUAUGAUUGAUGUUGUGUAAGAUUAAGAUUAUGGUGAGUUGUUGUAUGAGAAAUCUAGAGUCAUGGAUGCCUCUUAUGUGAGGAAGGGUAUAUAGAUGGCAAGUAAGGAAGAAAUCAGUAUGGAGAGUUUGCCUACAAUGAUCAUUUCAUUAGCUCCUGAUAAGUUUGGACAAAUCAUAAAUCUCAAUACGGCCUGUCAUGUAUUUGGCUAUAUGAAGAAUGAAUUAAUUAAUAGGAAAUUGAAUGUCUUAAUACCCAAUAUCUUUUAAAAAGCACAUGAUUAGCUAAUGAAAUUGGGAUUCGAUUAAAAAUUGAGUAAAGAAAGAUCGAUUUAUGUGAAAAAUAAAUAGAAUUAUCUCAUUCCUUGUAUCAUUGAGAUGAAGGCCUUAACAUCCCUAGAUUAAUCAGUUAUGAUAAUAGCAUAAUUUAAGUUAUUCAAACCAUAUAAGCAAACAUGUUAUAUAUUGUUUGAUAGUGAUGAUAUCAUAGACUCAAUCUCUUUUAAUUGUAUAAGUUUACUUGGCUUGGAUUUGCGAUUGAUACAGAAUAAGAAAUUAUUGGUGAGUGAGAUAUUUCCUUAAUUGCAGGACAAGAGCGAAUUCUUAAUUAAAGGGGGAGGUGUUAUUUAAUAUAGGAUACCAGAAGAUAUCAUGAGCGGAUAGAUUCAAUCCAAUGAAUACAUUGAUGAAAAGACUAAGUUCUCUUAAGAGUUCGUAUGUACAUUGAAUUCAGUUACAUUAAAUAAUUAGCAAUUAGGUUAUAUGAUGAAAUUAGAAUAAAAAGAGAGUGAGAAUCGAUUAGUUCCAUUGAAGAAAUCAAAAUCUAAUUUCUAAUUUAAAUAUAAUGUUAAUAAGAAGAUCUUUUUGGGAGAAUUCUCCACUGAUCAAGUCUCAGCCAUUCAUGAUUUAUCAUCGGUUCAUGAUUAAACUGUAGAUGUAAGUGCCAUGUCUGUAAAAAACUAAUCAAUUACACAAGUGAAAUCAUCAGAGGAUCAGAAAUUUGAUUAUGGAGAAGGCAUUAAGACAUUGUAACUCUUUCAAAAUAGAAUUCAGGAAAUUGAUAAGGAGGAAAUUAUGGAAGAAUUUGACGAAGAACAUUAAUAAAGUGUAUUUCAAAAUAAUAUUGAAUAAUAAUAGGAUAAUGAAAGUAGCAUUAAUAACAACAUUUUUAAAUCAAGAGCUUCGUUGUAAGAAUAAAUCAAAAAUUAAGGGAGAAUUUCAAUUAUAUCAAAAAUGAUCUGGUUUACAAAUAUUUUAUAUCUAGUUAUGACAGCCUUAGCCUUCUUUGAAUUCUUUUAUUUAAAUCAAUAGUAUAAUGAAAUCGAAGAUAACAUCAAUCUUAUUGGAAAAGAAAACCAAAUACAAGCCACAUUAUAAUCUAUAUUGACAAACGUAUAAAAUCUGAAGAUGCUCAAUUUAGGUGUUUGGUAGAAUACAAAUAAGUCCUCUUAUGAGACAACUUAAAAGGAAAUCCUGGUCAAGCAACUAAAUAAUGUUUAAGAUUUAAAUAAGGAGAUUAUUAUGAGCGAUUUAAAAAUGACAGACUAUUAUUCAAAUAUGAAGGUUUCAGAUACUGUUAAAAUGUAUUUUAGCACUGGUUCAAGCCAAUAAUAUGAUUUUAUGGAGGCCACUCAAUAAAUUAUCAGCAAAGGCAUUGAAGUAUCAAGUAUGUCUCUGAAGGACAUUAGGGAAGAUUAAACAAGUGUUUUCUUUGUAGAAUAUAACCUUUUAAAUGAGUAUUGGAUGGCAUUAUCGAUAGUAGCAGAUUAGUUUGUUUUAGCAUUAGAUGACAGAACUACCAAACAGGAAUAGAUUGAAAUUAUUGUGAUUACACUUUCUGCUAUUAUGUUAUUUGUGUCUCUAAUAAUUUAUUCGAUAGCAAUCAUCCUCUUAACUUAGAUGAGAUUAUCAAUACUACAGUUAUUCUUAGAUAUUCCAGAAAAGACAGUGAAGUAUUUCUACAGCAAGUGUGAGAAUUACAUAAGUAAUUUAUAGGUAGGAGAGGAUGAUGAAAAUGUCUCAUUUUAAGAAGAUUUAGAAGAGCAGGCAGAGUUGAAUAAGACUUUGAAAUCAAGAAAGAAGAAGAAGAAGUUUAUUAAUUCUAAUUAAAACCACAAGGAUCAUAUAUUAUUAUUUGUAUUUUCAGUUAUGAUAUUGUAAGGAUAUUUUAUAUUUGCCUAUUUUGUAACAUAGAAUGAAUUGAAUAAUAUGAAUUAACAAAUAGCUGAAUUUAAUAUCACAACGAGAUGUGAAGGUUUCUAUAGGUUUUGCGAUAAUUCUGAAAGGCAACUGUUUUAUAAUCAAGAAAUCAAAUUACUCAACCAAGAACCCUAUGACGUGAUCAAAUAAAAUGUAAAGGAUAUGUAUGCAUAUGAUACAUCAAUGCAAUAACAACAUGCUUUGAACAUAGAUGUGUAGAAUUCAGAUUACAGAAGUGUGUAUGAACAUAUAAUGAUGUCUGAUCCGUGUGAUGUACUCCCUUCAUAUGGAUCUCCUGAUACUGUUACUUGUGAAGCCUUUGCAAGAGGAGCACUGGCCUAAGGGAACUCGAUUGGAGUGGCUAGAUAUAUAGAGAAUUUGCGAUACAUUAUAACGAUCUAUGACAAAUUUAAAGGUCUUGGGUCUGCUCCAAAUUUCACGACUGUUGCAAGAGGAGAUGCAGUGGCUUCUCAUAUAGUAGAGGAUGCAGAGAGAAACAAUAUUUUGAACUUGAAUAACUUCAAUUAGACAAAAGAGUCGAGGGUAUAUCAAUCUAAUUAUCUAACACCAUCUUUUCGAUAUUUGACUGAUAACAUGAUUGAUGGAUUCAGUAAGGAUUUAAGUGAUCAUGUAGCAUAGAAAUUGGCAGUUUUCAUAGUUUUCAAUGUCUUACUCUUCAUAAUGUAAUUUUUGAUCAUGUACCCUUUCCUUUUGAAAUUAAACAAGCAAAUAUCAAAUACAAGGCUGUUGUUGACAAUGAUUCCACUGAGAUUGAUACUCAAAAUAUACUCCAUAAGAAACUUCAUCAAAAAUAAUUUGACUGAUAUUUAAUAUUGA
Molecule: messenger RNA, 4662 nt
Organism: Paramecium tetraurelia
Lineage: Eukaryota; Ciliophora; Oligohymenophorea; Peniculida; Parameciidae
Exons: 2
Source: RefSeq, a predicted model, not a curated record